AUGGUUAUGGUGUUACUUCUUGCCAAGCUUAUCAGAAGGAUGUUGGUUUAAGGUCAAGUAUAGGAAUAACUGAAUCUCAGGGAACGUCUGGAACUCUCAGCGCUGUCGUGCGUGAUAAAAAAUCAGGACAAAUGGGCAUCCUUUCAUGUGAGCAUGUAUGUAAGUUUUGUGAAUCGAGUACUGGAAUAGGUACUGUAAUCCAUCAGCCUUCGCAUAAAGAUCUAGAUAAUUUGAUACAGUCAUUUGUUGAAUUGGAAGAUAAAAAUCUGGCAUUCAAAAAAAUUUCAGAAGAUUCACGUAAUAUGAUUAAUAAUGACAGGCAGAAUUUGGCUAUAACAUGCUAUGAAUGUGGUAUGCGAAGCAACUUCUUCUCUAAAGUACAUCAGAAGAACUUUGGCGUUGAUACUGCAUUUUGUAUUUUCAAUAACUUCAAUCAUAAAUUAUGCUCAAACCAAUUUGCAAUUUCCCAAGAUCUCUUCAAAAAGGCAAAUCUUCCUGGAAAUACCUAACUAAAUGGCUUUUAUACAUACGAAGAAUUUAAAAAUUUUGAUGAUGAAUUUGGUGUCUUUAAAGUAGGAAGAGCUACGGGCCUUACUCUUGGAAAAUAUCUUCUUAUUGACUCUGCUAUUUCCAUUGAUCUAACAAACGAAAGCAUAAAAUUUGCAAAAUUUGCAGAAGAGCAGGGAGAGCAAGGCCAAAUUCCUCUCCAUAAUAGCUAUCACAAAGAAAUAUUCAUCGGAUACAUGAAGUCACCAUUGAUCCAAGAAAUUGAUAAAAAGUGUCAGAAAUGUUAUCCUACCGUAUGGUUUGAUCAACAAUUAGUAUUUAAAUUCAAUUGUGAAGACUUUGAGCCUGAAGAUUCGGGAGCGAGUGUUGCAGACAAAAAAGGAAGAGCUCUUGGUAUCCUUCAUGCGGCAUGG
Rhizophagus irregularis DAOM 181602=DAOM 197198 is the source of this 920-nucleotide messenger RNA. The record is from RefSeq and is a predicted model, not a curated record. NCBI's taxonomy places the organism in Eukaryota, Fungi, Glomeromycota, Glomeromycetes, Glomerales, Glomeraceae.